This is a messenger RNA of Eufriesea mexicana, 2446 nucleotides long. Its product is annotated as probable ATP-dependent RNA helicase DDX23. The transcript is spliced from 9 exons. The coding region runs from base 98 to 2446 and encodes 782 amino acids. The record is from RefSeq and is a predicted model, not a curated record. Gene Ontology annotation, molecular function: RNA helicase activity; nucleic acid binding; ATP binding. NCBI's taxonomy places the organism in Eukaryota, Metazoa, Arthropoda, Insecta, Hymenoptera, Apidae.
CAAAUAUUUAAGAUAUAAAUUGUAUAACCUCUUAAAAUAGCAUUUUAUAGCAUACUAUACCACAAACACUUGGAUAAAUUAAUUUAGUAAAUCUUCAAUGGCUCAUGAUAAAAAAGCUGUAAGGCGAAGUCGAUCACGUGAACGUGAUCGUGAACGUGAAAGAGAUCGAGAAAGACGAGAUAGAAGACGAUCAAGAAGUAGAUCAAAGGAUCGGAAAAAAGAUAGAAAACGUUCAAGAUCGCGUGAAAGAUCAAGGGAUAGGUCACGCGAGAAAGAUAGGGAUAGAUCAAGAGAAAGACGAGAAUUUAAGGAUAAAUCAAAAGAUGAGAAAAAACGUAAACCAAGUCCUAUAUUUAUCAUAGAAGAUGAAAACAAAAAAGAAAGUAAAACUGAACCAAAAAAGGAAGAGGAAGAAAUUAAUGAAAAACCAAAGCCUCCACCAAAGAAGGAACCACUAAGUUUAGAAGAGUUAUUGGCUAAAAAGAAAGCAGAAGAAGAAGCACGUGCUAAACCAAAAUUUUUAACUAAAGAAGAACGCACUGUUCUAGCAUUGCAAAAACGUCAAGAAGAAGUUGAAGCUAUAAGAAAGCAGCAAGAGGAUAUACGUAAAUCUUUUCAUAGUGAAAGUAUUGGAAAAGAUAGGGAAUGGGAUGAUAGGGAUAGGCGUAGAGAUGGUCAGCGUACAAGGGAAGAUGAGAUUAAAGACAAGGAUAAGGAAAAAGAAGUAGAAGCUAUUAAGGAACGUUAUUUAGGAUUAGUGAAAAAGAAACGUCGUGUUAGAAGAUUAAAUGACAGAAAAUUCGUAUUUGAUUGGGAUACCUCAGAAGACACAUCUGUUGAUUACAAUAGUAUUUACAAGGAAAGACAUCAGGUUCAAUUCUUUGGUAGAGGAAAUCUUGCUGGAAUAGAUAUUAAAGCCCAAAAACGAGAUCAAAGUAAAUUUUAUGGAGAACUAUUGGAAAAAAGAAGAACAGAAGCUGAAAAAGAACAAGAGAAAAUGAGGUUAAAGAAAGUAAAAAGGAAAGAGGAGAAACAAAAAUGGGAUGACAGACAUUGGUCAGAGAAAGCUCUUCAUGAAAUGACAGAAAGAGAUUGGCGUAUAUUUAGAGAGGAUUAUAAUAUUACCAUAAAAGGAGGACGUAUACCUGAUCCAAUUAGAUCAUGGAAAGAAUCAGGAUUUCCAAAAGAAAUUCUUGAUAUUAUUGAUAAAGUGGGAUAUAAAGAUUUAACACCUAUUCAGAGACAAGCUAUUCCCAUAGGACUUCAAAAUCGUGACAUUAUUGGAGUUGCUGAAACUGGUUCUGGAAAAACUUUAGCAUUUUUAAUUCCAUUAUUGUUAUGGAUUACUAGUUUACCAAAAAUUGAAAGAUUAGAAGAAGCAGAUCAAGGUCCUUAUAGCAUAAUCUUAGCACCAACUCGCGAGUUAGCUCAACAGAUUGAAGAAGAAACUAAUAAGUUUGGGCAACCAUUAGGUAUAAGAACAGUAGUUGUUGUAGGUGGUCUUUCGAGAGAAGAACAAGGAUUUAGAUUGAGAAUGGGUUGUGAGAUUGUUAUAGCCACACCAGGACGAUUAAUUGAUGUAUUAGAAAAUCGAUAUUUGGUUUUAAAUCAGUGUACAUACAUUGUAUUGGAUGAAGCUGAUAGAAUGAUAGAUAUGGGUUUUGAGCCAGAUGUCCAAAAAAUUUUGGAAUACAUGCCAGUUACAAAUCUGAAACCAGAUAAUGAAGAUGCUGAAAAUGAAGAGAAACUUUUAGCUAAUUACAAUACAAAGAAAAAAUAUAGACAAACUGUAAUGUUUACGGCAACUAUGCCUCCUGCAGUAGAACGAUUAGCUAGAACUUAUUUAAGACGACCCGCUGUUGUAUACAUAGGUAGCGUAGGAAAACCGACAGAAAGAACAGAACAAAUCGUACAUAUAAUGGGUGAAGCCGAUAAGCGUAAGAAAUUAAUGGAAAUACUUAGUAGAGGAGUUGAGCCACCAGUAAUUAUAUUCGUUAAUCAAAAGAAGGGAGCUGAUGUUCUUGCAAGAGGUUUAGAAAAAUUGGGUUAUAAUGCAUGUACACUUCAUGGUGGUAAAGGUCAAGAACAAAGAGAGUAUGCACUUGCAUCUCUAAAAAGUGGCAGUAAAGAUAUUUUAGUUGCCACUGAUGUAGCAGGUCGUGGUAUUGAUAUUAAAGAUGUAUCUAUGGUCAUUAACUAUGAUAUGGCUAAGACUAUAGAAGAUUACACUCAUCGUAUUGGUAGAACUGGUCGUGCUGGAAAAGCUGGUCUUGCCAUUUCAUUUUGUACUAAGGAUGAUAGUCAUCUAUUCUACGAUCUAAAACAAACUAUUCUUGCAAGUCCUAUAUCUACCUGUCCACCUGAAUUACUAAAUCACCCAGAUGCUCAACAUAAACCUGGUACAGUGGUUACGAAGAAACGUCGAGAGGAGAAAAUAUUUGCCUAA